Messenger RNA from Anopheles funestus (African malaria mosquito), 1721 nucleotides. RefSeq names its product cyclin-dependent kinase 2 (gene Cdk2). Lineage: Eukaryota; Metazoa; Arthropoda; Insecta; Diptera; Culicidae. Gene Ontology annotation, molecular function: cyclin binding; ATP binding; cyclin-dependent protein serine/threonine kinase activity. The record is from RefSeq and is a predicted model, not a curated record. The transcript has 2 exons. Bases 206 to 1135 code for a protein of 309 amino acids. Gene Ontology annotation, biological process: protein phosphorylation; G1/S transition of mitotic cell cycle; signal transduction. Gene Ontology annotation, cellular component: cytoplasm; cyclin-dependent protein kinase holoenzyme complex; nucleus.
UUACUGUCAUCUAUCUGUUGCUUAUUUUGAUGAUGCUUUCCCUUUGUGCAUCACUGUCAGUUUUGGCGCCCAAACAGGGUACAAAACAGAAGAAACGUUUAAAAAUCAAAAGUUAAAUUUUGUUUCCAAGUUCAAGUAAUUUAAUUUUUGAUAAGCGUAUUAUUUCUGCACAUUUGAUAAUAUUAGUUAUCUUUUCGCUAGUGUAAUGCUACUUAAAUACACACCGGUGGAAGCACAAAACAUGCAAAGAGUGGGAGUGUACGAUCGAGUGGACAAAAUCGGUGAAGGUACAUACGGUGUUGUAUACAAAGCGAAAGAUAUUCGUAACCAAAAGAAUGUCGCUUUGAAACGCAUACGAUUAGAAAGCGAAACGGAAGGCAUACCGUCAACGGCCAUGCGCGAAAUUUCACUGUUGCGCGAUCUAAAGCAUCAUUCAAUAGUGGAAUUGUUUGAUGUAAUCAUCUCCGAAAACAGCAUUUAUAUGGUGUUUGAGUAUCUGGACAUGGAUCUGAAGAAAAUGCUUGAUCGCCAUAAAAGCAGUUUUACGGCGAUGCUUGUAAAAAGCUAUAUGCAUCAAAUGCUGGAUGCUAUCGCGUACUGCCAUUUGAAUCGUAUCCUUCACCGCGAUCUUAAGCCGCAAAAUUUACUCAUCGAUCGUGAAGGUCACAUAAAGCUAGCAGAUUUUGGGUUAGCACGAGCAGUCAACUUUCCUAUAAGAAUAUAUACGCACGAGGUGGUCACCUUGUGGUAUAGGGCACCGGAGAUAUUGCUUGGGACUAAGUUUUAUUGCGUUGGCGUUGACACCUGGAGUUUGGGAUGCAUUUUUGCUGAAAUGAUUCUGAAACGACCGCUCUUUCCUGGAGACAGUGAGAUUGAUCAACUGUUUAAGAUAUUUCGCCAAAUGGGAACACCGGAUGAAUCGAGCUGGCCCGGCGUUUCACAUCUACCGGAUUACAAAGAAUCAUUUCCCUACUGGGAAGCGCAACCCCUACCGAAUGAAAUGCAGCAUGACCUCGACGCACAUAAGCUUUUUUGGGAAUUGAUGCACUACGAUCCAACGAAACGGCUUGCUCCAAAAAGUGCAAUGAUGCACCCGUAUUUUGAUAACGUUUGCCUGGUACCGCCAGAACUUUAAUGCUUUCGUAUUGACUAUUUUAACAUUGCUCACAAUGCUACUAGCUAACAUGAUCUCACAGUUUCGACCCUGAAAUGCAUGGUGUAGUGUGCCGUAUAUGGGUUUUAAAACUUUACUUUCUCAGCGACACUGAUCACAAAUUAAUCUUGACUAUUGAUCGAUACUGAACCAGGGAAACUGGACUAUAAACAUCAUCAACAGUAAUCAAUGUCAAUAUUGUUUGAAAGUGCGCUCGGAACAUAAUCGUUGUUAUCAUUACGAAAUAUGUACGUUUUAGGUCUGUUAGGUCUACUUUAAUGUAUUAACAGUGUUAGAAAAUAUGUAAAUGGAUAAUUUGGCUGAAACGAAACUAUAUUUCUUAUGACAUGUCUGUACUAUGGUUCCCGACAUUCUAAUAUCAUAUACCAUAGAAGCGACUUAACCGUGCAAAUAGACGUAGAGCGACAUUUCUCACCGCGAUGAGAUUUAAAAGCGGUAAAGAAUUCAAACCUGAUGAUGCAUGUUGGUUCGUUCACACGAAUUCCGUCAUGGCGCCUUUUGAUGAACAAUAAAUAAUUAAGUUUACCGUCAACUUAUACUUUUUUUU